CUCCGGUCGACAAUCCCAAGGCUGGAUCAGCCGCACACAGCCGUGUCUUCUCAACUUUGUGAAUCCUCCUGAUGCAUCUCUGCUUAUCUUACCAAAUAGCAGCUACUUUCGCUGUAUCUCUUCCGUCUGCGUCCAGUAGAAGCUGCCGAACGCAGCACGCGGUUCCUGGCGCGAUCCAUUGCCUCUUAUCGGCUCGCAGAAAUAUUCCCUCUUAAGUUUGCCUGUGUUCGUUAAGAACCUUCACGUCGUAUCGUACUCGUCAGCAGCGUUGUUUACGCCGUCCUCCUACCCCCGGACCGCCAUCGCUCCCCGGCACGCUGGCUGCGCGCCAUGUAUGCGCGGCUGGCCUGCAGAGCAGCGCGCAGGCGAGGGUCGCCGCUCGUCGACGCGCUGCUUAGGGUUUCCUCCCCCUGCCAUACAGAACCGCCGCAAAUCGCGGCAGAUCUACCCGGAUCUUUGCGGCUCAGCGCGCAGCGCUGGUAUUCGUCCGAUCGAGACGGCGACGCGGAUCGCGAGGAGAACGACGUGGUGAUCAUCGGCGGCGGGCCCGGCGGGUACGCGGCGGCGAUCCGCGCCGCGCAGGUGGGGCUGAAAGUGACGUGCGUGGAGAGGCGAGGGCGGCUCGGCGGCACGUGCUUCAAUGUCGGAUGUAUCCCCUCUAAGUCGCUGCUGGAGUCGUCCCGCAAGUUCUACGAGGCGAGGCACUCACUAGCGAAGCACGGCGUGCGCGUGAGCGGCGCGGAGGUGGACCUGCCGGCCAUGAUGGCGCUGAAGAACGACGCCAUAGAGAGCCUCACGUCGGGCGUGGAGCGCAUGUUCCAGCAGCACCGCGUCAACUACGUCAAAGGGGCAGGGCGCCUCACAGGCACCCACGAGGUCACUGUGCGGCUGCUGGACGAGCACGGGCAGUUCGGGCAGGAGAAAAAGAUUCUCUCGGCGAAGAAUAUAAUUAUCGCCACGGGGUCGGACAUUCGGCAGGUGCCCGAGGUGCCGAUCGACGAGAAGAAAAUAGUCUCGUCCACAGGGGCGAUGAGCCUGGAGAAGGUUCCGGGAAAGAUGCUGGUGGUGGGGGGUGGGGUGAUUGGGCUGGAGAUGGGGUCGGUGUGGAGCCGGCUGGGCGCGGAUGUGACUAUAGUGGAGUUCGCGGAUGGCAUCGGCGGGUACAUGGACAACGAGAUCCGGCAGGCGUUCCACAGCGUGCUGGAGGCGCAGGGGCUCAAGUUCCUCCUCGGCACCAAGGUCGUGUGCGGGGACGCGUCGGGGCCGGGCGUGGUGUUGCAGGUGGAGCCGGCCAAAGGGGAGGGCGAGCGGCAGGAGAUGCAUGCGGAUGUGGUGAUGGUGGCGGCGGGGCGCGUGCCGUGCACCAAUGGGUUGGGGCUGGACGAUGUGGGGGUGAAGCGGGACAUGAACGGGCGGAUCUUCGUGGAUAGCCACUUCCGCAGCACCAAGCCGAACGUGUAUGCCAUUGGGGAUGUGAUCCCGGGGCCCAUGCUGGCGCACAAGGCGGAGGAGGACGCGAUUGCGUGCGUGGAGAACAUUAUGAACGGGCACGGGCAGGUGAACUACGCCACGGUGCCUGGGAUUAUCUACACGCACCCCGAGGUGGCCAUGCUGGGUAUGACGGAGGAGGAGCUGCAGGCCACGGGGAUGGAGUACCAGGUGGGUAAAUUCCCCUUCAAGGCGAACAGCAGGGCGCGGGCCAUGGGGGAGGUAGAGGGGUUUGUGAAGAUCCUGGCGGACAAGGAGACGGACCUGGUGCUGGGCGCACACAUACUGGGGCCCAGCGCAGGCGAGCUCAUCAUGGAGUGUGUCUUGGCCAUGGAGCACGGGGCUACCACGCUGGACCUGGCCCGCACGUGCCACGCGCACCCCACGCUCACUGAGGCUGUGAAGGAGGCUGCUCUUGCGGCCCAUGGCAAGCCCAUCCACUCGUAAGCAGCCAGUGGGCCGUGGAGAAGCAGAGCAGAGGGGGAGUGAGGAGUCAAGGAAUGCGCAGCAGUGGGGAGCGGAUAAAAGGGGAGGUACUGUAAGGGGGGGGAGGAGGGGGGGGGAGACUGGUUUGGGUGGGGUCUGGGGAGGCGGGGGUGGUGGGAAGCAGAGCGGAGGGAAGGAGUGCAUGGAGGGCAGGAGGUGGGGUGGAUAAGCACCCUGGGUCCCUCACGGAUGCUGGGGACGUAAGGUACAGCAGCGGCCAUGUGCUACAGGUAGCGACAUGUGUAAGGGUUGAUGCUGCAUUGCAGUGUAUUUCCUGUACUAUGGAUGAUAAUCGUGUCUGUUCUGGUAGUGAACAAGCACACCAGUUGAGCAAUCCCGAGGGUACAGUCUGGACUGGGCUGGUCAGAAGCUAACAGUGGAGAUGUUCAGUUUAGCACCUGCUGUGGCAGAGUUUCUGCUUUUGGGGCGCUUGCUGCGCUAAGAUCCACAUGGACGCUUGCCUGCCAUGCCAGUUUUGAUGGAAAGUGCACUGAUGAUGCUAUAUCAGGUUAGUGGGAGCUGGAGCUGUAAGCAUUUUCAUCGCUUUUGUAAAGAUUAUGCCCGUGGCAGCAGUCAUCGAUCCAAGGCUUGUACACCGCUCUGGGUCGUAGCAGGCAGUUGUGAGCCAGCACAUGCUUGAGGCCUGAACUUGUGUAUGUUGCAACAUGACAUAUUAU
Closterium sp. NIES-67 is the source of this 2651-nucleotide messenger RNA. NCBI's taxonomy places the organism in Eukaryota, Viridiplantae, Streptophyta, Zygnematophyceae, Desmidiales, Closteriaceae. The record is from the annotation of a GenBank genome assembly.